AAAUGCCACCAUCCCGCGCUAAUUCGAAGGCCAAACCCCCCCAUUAUCCCGCUCUCCCCCACUCCGGCGACCAAAACCCUCACGCCCGCUUCUCCGAUUCCUAUCGCCCAUCGAUCCGCGAAACCCCCUUCCCGUCCCCAUUUCCCCAUGCCGAUCCCAAAUCCGAGCAGUUUCAGCCUCAGUCUCCUCGAUUUCUAGGGCUUAGAGGCUCUCCGCUGCCUCUCCGGAGUCCAGAUCGCGGGUUUUGCUUUCAUAUACUUGCUGUGAUCAGUGAAGUACAACUACAUGAAGCAUACGAGCAUGCUUACUGAUGAAUAACGAAGCAUUGCCAAGAGGAAACUUCAGUUCAGAAUCAACUUGCAGGGAUAAGCCACCUAAGGUCAAUUGGUUGCAUCAUGUGGCUGCUUUUGAGAAUUUCUCUUGUCAAGAGAAAUUCUUGAACUCAAACUUUCUGUUUUCUUUAUCACCACAAAAACCCAGACCUGAAGAAAGUGCUGAAGGGAUGUGCGCAAGGUCUAUUGCUUGUAUCAUUCAAGGGCCUGAGAGGCUGCAAAAUUUACAAAUUGAGAAGGCAUGGAAAGCUCUCUGCAGAAGUCGGGUAACAAGCAAACAGUAUUUAAGACCUGGAUUAACUGCUCCAGUGCUGAAUCAUAAUACAUAUUGUGUACCGGCUCAAGUUUCAAACUCCAACAAUAUCAACAAUGUUGUUGAUUUCCAAAGACAUGGAAUGACAUCUCAUGCAAGUAUAUACCCACAUAAAGCGUCCGGUGAUGUACCAUGUUUGAAUGCGAGGCAACCAAAUGUUGUUGGAGCAUCGAUGCCGCACAGUUCUUCUCAUAGAGGUCCUGAAAAUCACCAAACUGUGCAUGCUGACAGUGAUAAGCAUGCUAAUGAUAAUUUUCUAGAUGUUUUGGAUGAUGAUGAAAUUAUGGAGAAUAUUGAUGUAGACCAAAUAGUCAUGGAACACUAUCACGGCACUGGAACACCUGAAGUAUCAACAUCUAAACAUACGCCUUGUACUCCAGUUGGUGGUGGAGGUAAUACAACAGGCCCCAGUGAAAAUAGCCUGCCACACGAACUGUGUGAAACAUGUAUUCACGGCUUCAAGCUGGCUCUUUGCCCAGAAGCAACAACUCAUCUGCAGGAGAUGAAGGAUCGGUUGAUUACGGUAUCAAAUGAACUUCUCGAUAAUGCUGCUGAACUUGGUCCUCAACGAUGUGAAAAUCUUCGCCAAGAGCGGUUGCAUCUCAAUAAACAGAUUCAGGUGCUUGAAAAAUAUCUCCAUCGUUUGACUCAAGAUGGAGAAAGAUGGAGAUCGCAUUUGACAGCCUCAACAACUGCUGCACAGGUCUUUCAACCUGAGACUCCUGUGAACACAUUUCCUAUAGAUCCUGCCAGAUUCAAUUCCCAGGUUCAUAUAGGAAAUGAACCAGGGAAUUCUGGGACUUGGAGUUCAAUGGCACCAUUCUCCUAUACAGAUAGAACAAGUAUUCUAUCAGCACACACAGAAAGAGAGAUGUUUACUCCAAAGCUUGUUGAUGUUAAUUACAUGGAAGGGUCUAGUGAUAAGAGGUGGAAGAGUGAAGAUUUUCCAUGGACCAAGAAACUUGAGGCCAAUAACAGAAAAGUGUUCGGGAAUCACUCCUUUCGUCCCAAUCAAAGAGAGGUGAUUAAUGCAACAAUGAGUGGACACAAUGUUUUUGUUCUGAUGCCAACUGGUGGUGGAAAGAGCCUGACAUACCAGCUUCCUGCUCUAAUCUGUCCUGGAAUAACAUUGGUAGUUUCUCCUCUCGUCUCGCUCAUCCAGGAUCAAAUAAUGCAUCUGUUGCAGGCAAAUAUUCCUGCUGCUUAUCUGAAUGCAAGUAUGGAGUGGGCUGAACAACAGGAGAUUUUUAGAGAAUUGAUGUCUGCCAUCUGUAAAUACAAGUUGUUAUAUGUAACUCCAGAAAAAAUUGCCAAGAGUGAUGUUCUGUUGAGACACUUGGACAGUUUGUACUCGCGGGGAUCACUUGCUAGAAUUGUUAUUGAUGAAGCUCAUUGUGUAAGCCAGUGGGGACAUGAUUUUAGGCCAGAUUAUCAGGGGCUUGGUAUUUUGAAACAAAAGUACCCAAAUACUCCUGUGUUGGCUCUAACUGCUACAGCAACAGCUAGUGUAAAGGAAGAUGUUGUGCAAGCUCUUGGCCUAGUGAAUUGCAUCAUUUUUCAACAAAGUUUUAACCGCCCAAACUUGUGGUUUUCUGUAUUGCCCAAAACAAAAAAGUGCCUGGAGGACAUUGAUAAAUUCAUCAAAGAAAACCAUUUUGAUGAAUGUGGCAUCAUUUAUUGUCUUUCAAGAAUGGACUGUGAAAAAGUGGCUGAGAAACUACAGGAAUAUGGACAUAAAGCUUCAUUUUACCAUGGUAGCAUGGAUCCUCUUCAAAGAGCAUAUGUUCAAAAGCAGUGGAGCAAAGAUGAAAUCAAUAUAAUAUGUGCCACAGUGGCUUUUGGAAUGGGUAUCAACAAACCUGAUGUUCGGUUUGUUAUUCACCAUUCUCUUCCAAAAUCUAUUGAAGGUUACCAUCAGGAAUGUGGGCGUGCCGGUAGAGAUGGUCAGCGUUCUUCUUGUGUUUUAUAUUACAACUACAGCGACUAUAUUCGGGUCAAGCACAUGCUGACUCAGGGAGUAAUAGAGCAAAGCCCUGUAUCAAUUGGAACAAGGCGCAAUUCUUUAGCUAGCAAUGAUAGAGUACUGGAAACAAAUAUUGAAAAUCUUCUACGCAUGGUUAACUAUUGUGAAAAUGAUAUCGAUUGCAGACGACUACUGCAAUUGAUUCAUUUGGGUGAAAAAUUUGAUCCUUUAAGGUGCCGAAAGACAUGUGAUAACUGUUCUAAAAUGUCGAACUGGAUUGAAAAAGAUGUAACUGAUAUUGCAAAGCAACUGGUUGAGUUAGUGAUAUUGACGGGCCAAAAGUAUUCAACAUCUCACAUUCUGGAAGUUUACAGAGGUUCCCUGAGCCAAAUUGUUAAAAGACACAGACACGAUACCUUGGACCUUCAUGGGGCGGGCAAACAUCUAGCCAAAAGUGAGGCAUCCAGAGUGAUGCGGCAUUUAGUUAUUGAGGAUAUUCUUGUUGAAGAUGUAAGAAAAAGCGAUAUUUAUGGAUCUGUUUCUUCUGUAUUGAAGGUAAAUGAAUCUAAAGCUCAGAGACUCCGCUCUGGCAGACAACCUAUCAUACUGAGAUUUCCUGCUCCUGCAAAGGCAUCCAAAAUGAGCAGAUCUGAAGUGACACCAGCAAAGGGUUCAUUGCUUCCAGAAAUGAUGAGCACUCCAUCAAUUGACGCUAAUACUCCAUCACAAAAUGAAGUAGACUUGAAUCUGUCAGCCAAAUUGUAUGCUGCUUUGCGAAUGCUUCGAACUGUGCUUGUAAAAGAAGCUGGCGAGGGGGUCAUGGCAUACCACAUAUUUGGAAAUGCCACAUUGCAGCAUCUUAGCAAGAGAAUUCCAAGAACCAAAGAAGAACUUCUUGAGAUCAAUGGCAUUGGCAAGGCGAAGGUACAUAAGUAUGGAGACCGCGUAUUGGAAAUCAUAGAGUCUACCAUCAAAGAGUACCAAAAAGCAAACAGGAACAGUAGUAGCAGCAGCAACGAAAAUACUGAUGCAGCAAAGAGGAGAAGAGGGUCAACAGGCAUUGAUUCAGCUGUUAAUGACAAUGAUUUUGCAGAAAGCGCUGUUCAAUCGAAGAAGCGGGUAACAAAGGUUAGGAAUGACCGAAAAGGUGCACCUGAUACUGCAAGUAUAUCAACCUACAACGGCCGCUGCAUAGAUCUUGAUCUGGAUGGAUGUGACAUGGAGACUGAGGAAUCGAAUCCAAAGGCAAAACAAAAGGCUACGGGUAGAGUCCUGCCUCAAUGGUCGCGACCAGGAAGCGAAGGAUUGAGAGGAUGUUUCCCGGGGACUACAUUGGAUGAUAAAAGUUGUGUGGGUCGGCCCAGUUGCUACUUUUCUACCGGGCCGGGCUCUGAGCAAGCAAUGACCUGGUUUUGGAAUUGGAAUCUGGACCUGAUCCACUACGUCAAAGAUUGGGUACGAGUGGAACAGAGUUGGGCCCCGAGGUUGACAAGGACUUGGCCAGCUCAGAAUAGAGGGCCGAAAGAAUAGACGCUUUGAGGUUCACCAUAAAAGAGUACGGACAAAACAUGGAGCGCUGGAAAGAUCUCAUGACAAGUGACAGCCCAAAACGAAUUUGCCUGCAGGCAAAUCCAGCCUCAGGAUCACAUGCUUGCUUCUCUCAGACCAUGGCCAGUUGCAGAAAAUUUUAUUUAUAAAUUUUGUUGACUUAAAGUUAAUCUUAAACGU
This is a messenger RNA of Phoenix dactylifera (date palm), 4336 nucleotides long. RefSeq names its product DNA helicase (RECQl4A) (gene RECQ4A). Gene Ontology annotation, molecular function: ATP binding; nucleic acid binding; four-way junction helicase activity. NCBI's taxonomy places the organism in Eukaryota, Viridiplantae, Streptophyta, Magnoliopsida, Arecales, Arecaceae. Gene Ontology annotation, cellular component: nucleus; chromosome; cytoplasm. The record is from RefSeq and is a predicted model, not a curated record. Gene Ontology annotation, biological process: double-strand break repair via homologous recombination; DNA replication.